This is a messenger RNA of Nicotiana tabacum (common tobacco), 416 nucleotides long. Lineage: Eukaryota; Viridiplantae; Streptophyta; Magnoliopsida; Solanales; Solanaceae. The record is from RefSeq and is a predicted model, not a curated record.
AAGUAUCACAAAGUUGAAGGAAGAAAACUGACAAAGGACGAGUUUCGAAAAAUUGUUGGUGAUCUAAUUCGUGAAUCAGGAGUUACUGGAUUUGGAGCCAAAGAUACAUUGUUUUAUCUAUUUGGAGUUCCUGUGACAACAUUAUUUAUCAAGCAAAGAAUAAAGCCACAAGCAAUUUCUGAUGAGAUUUUCAUUCCUGCUGUUACUUCUGCUACUGUACUUGUUCUUGCCAAAUUCAAUAAGGUCUAAGAAAUCAAAACAAUUUCUUCAGUUUUACCGAUUCGAAUAUGUACGGUAAUAACUAUGCUUCAGUCUCAAACAAGUUUGAAGAACUGAUCAGAAUAUGUAGCAACAAUUAAAUGCAAUCAUUUGACACUUUGUAUCUUCUUUUUAAAUCCAGUUAUCUGUUUAAGUUU